AUGAGGCAGUUAGCGUCAAAUCAAAAUACUAGACCUGUAGGCGCUCUUCCCAGUGAUACAGGGAAGAACCCUCAAGCAACACAUGAGUCAAAGAAAGAUGAUGCAAGUUCAGAGCCAGUGAAUGCUGCAAGGCCACCACCACCUUUUCCCCAAAGAUUGCAAAAGAAGAAUGAUGACCGCAUGUUCAACAAAUUCCUCUCUAUGUUGAGCCAGAGAUUGACUGAAUUCAAGACAGUCGCACUUACUGAGGAGUUCACUUCAAGAAUCCAAAACAAGCUUCCUCAAAAGCAUAAGGAUCCUGGUAGUUUCACCAUCCCUGCGCGGAUUGGUAAUAUCGAUGUGGGUCGUGCUAUUUGUGAUUUGGGGGCGAGCAUAAAUCUGAUGCCCUUGUCCUUGUUCAAACAAUUAGGCCUGAGAGCUCCAAGACCAACCACAUUGAUGUUGCAACCAGCUGAUAGAUCCAUAGCCUACCUUGAAGGAGUGGUUGAAGAUGUGUUGCUGCAAAUUGGAAAAUUCAUCUUCCCCGCGGACUUCAUUAUCCUAGAUUAUGAGGAUGAUGAAUAA
Messenger RNA from Nicotiana tabacum (common tobacco), 564 nucleotides. Lineage: Eukaryota; Viridiplantae; Streptophyta; Magnoliopsida; Solanales; Solanaceae. The record is from RefSeq and is a predicted model, not a curated record.